AUGUCGGAUGACAUCACAGCCCAGGAGUGGAGCAGUUGUGCUCACCCUCCAGAUACGAUGAAUUUUCUUGCGGGCCAAUCAAACGUUCGUAUGGCCGGUGACUUUCAUUAUGCCGCGGCUCAGGCUUCUGCCCUCAUGGUUGCUGCCGCCGACCGGGUUUGCCACGCCAACAUGAGUAAAACAUGGUUAAAAACUUUGCAAGUGGCUGUGACAAGCAUAAGGGAGGAACUCCAGGAUUCAAAGGAUGAGCGCCAAGUACUUUUUGAGCAAAAUUGCAUUGUAGCUUGCAAAAAGGCCACUUUGUAA
Molecule: messenger RNA, 306 nt
Organism: Lactuca saligna
Lineage: Eukaryota; Viridiplantae; Streptophyta; Magnoliopsida; Asterales; Asteraceae
Source: the annotation of a GenBank genome assembly